Messenger RNA from Cucurbitaria berberidis CBS 394.84, 536 nucleotides. RefSeq lists its product as uncharacterized. The record is from RefSeq and is a predicted model, not a curated record. The transcript has a single exon. NCBI's taxonomy places the organism in Eukaryota, Fungi, Ascomycota, Dothideomycetes, Pleosporales, Cucurbitariaceae. Bases 174 to 494 code for a protein of 106 amino acids.
UUAUAUUACCACUUUGAAGGCCAGAAGCUUCGAUGCAAUUAGACUAUUUGAGUUGAGAGUCUAUCUUUGGGGCAAUUUACACAGCACUGUAGUGUUGACGGUCCCGGCGUUCGGCAGGCCUGGCGUUGGAUCGGCCGCGACUUUGACGACAUUUCGUCACAACGCCCAUUCACAUGUAUAGCGUUCUCUGUUUUCUCCAGAGUCAUGGCACACAUACACAAACACAAAGCAUAUGCAUUUGCGUUUGCGUUUGCGUUGCCAUCGGGCAGGUAGAGGAAACUGCCCAACUAAUAUCUCACUUCCUCCUGUAUAGUAGUAGUCAAUAUCUCAUGGGCCCUGACAAGGGGAUUUUGGUUUUAUUACUUCAUUGCAAUUUCGGAGUAGCACGUACCUACGAAAGACUUGUUAUCAGCAAGAUCUAUAAUAUCAAUCAAUCAAUCAAAGAAUGCAACAAACACCAACCUAUGCUUGUAGGCCUAUCCACUUGGCUGUAACAAUAUGGUACAAUGCAAGCUUCUCUAAACGACUUGACUACG